AUGUCACAAAUUCAUCCUCAACAAAUACCAUAUGUAACUAUUCAACAACCAAUGCCAAGUGCUGACCCAUUUCGAACAUAUAAGAACGAAUGGCACACAGGUUUAUGCAGUUGUACCGAUGAUUGGUCACAAUGUUGUUAUGCAUAUUUUUGUUGGUGUUGUUUUAUGGGUUCAUUAGCUGAUUCAAUUGAUGAAUCGAAAUGGUCAUGUUUAUGUGUUCCGAAUGCACUCGCUGUGUAUCGUAUGAAAGUUCGAUCUAUUUUACAUAUUAGAGGUGGUGCGUGCGAUGAUUAUUGUACAACUGCUUUCUGUAGUUUUUGUGUUGGUGUUCAAAUGCGAAAUGAACUUAAACAUCAUGGAAUUAAUUAA
Messenger RNA from Adineta steineri, 369 nucleotides. The record is from the annotation of a GenBank genome assembly. NCBI's taxonomy places the organism in Eukaryota, Metazoa, Rotifera, Eurotatoria, Adinetida, Adinetidae.